AUGGAAGAGCAGGGCCCCAAGAAAGAACGCCGGCACGAUGACGAAAACGCCGAAGAACAGGACAAGAGAACAAAAGUUGAGAACAAGACUGACUGCGACCGAUACACCAUAGGAUGGGUCUGUGCUCUUCCAAAAGAGCAGACGGCUGCGAGAGCGAUGCUGGAUGAAGAGUAUCGGGAUGUUCACAUUCGUAAGGCAACCAACGACACCAACACGUACACCCUAGGCUCAAUCGGCAGACACAACAUCGUCAUAGCAUGCCUUCCCAAAGGUCAGCUAAGCGUUAUCAGGGCCUCAAAAGUUGCGACAAGUAUGACCUCGACGUUUCGAAACAUCAAGUUCGUCCUCAUGGUCGGCAUUGGAGGCGGUGUUCCGUCUGAGGCGAACGAUGUCAGGCUCGGUGACGUUGUAGUCAGUACCCCGACAGGACAGUAUCCCGGCGUUGUUCAGUGGGACUUCGGGAAGACGAAAGACGGCAAAUUUGAAAGGACUGGCUCACUAAACAACCCGCCCACGUUCCUGCUCACUGCCCUCUCCAAGAUGGAAAGCGAUCACGAGAUGGAAGGGUCAAAGAUUCGAGAAAAUCUCGACAUCAUGUUCAAGAAAUGGCCACGGUUGAAGACCAAAUAUGCCAGAUCCGACAAGCUGGAGGAUUUCUUAUUCUCUGCGAGCUACAGCCAUCUUGAUUACCCUUUGAACCCCAGUCCAACUUCAACUACUGGGGAAUUUCAGGAGUCUUUGCCGGGAGGUGCCGACUGCUUGUACUGCGAUCGUUCGAAAGCAAAGAAAAGAGAAGUCGGCGAACCCGUUGUCCACUACGGCCUGAUUGCUUCUGGAAACCAGGUUAUCAAGGAUGCUACCUACCGGGACGCUAUCAAUAAGAAUCUCGACGGCAACGCUCUAUGCAUAGAAAUGGAAGCGGCCGGUCUGCUAGCCGAUUUCCCAUGCCUGGUUAUUCGUGGCAUUUGCGAUUAUGCCGACUCUCAUAAGAACAAGGCCUGGCAGGAGCAUGCAGCUGCUGUCGCUGCCGCCUUAACAAAGGAGCUGCUGGAAAACGUGCCACCAGUGGAGGUUGCCAGUGAGAGAACGGUGCUGGAAAAGCUUUCUCAAGAAUUGCAAGAGAACUUAGCAGGCAGUCAGUUAUUUCCCUCCAAAUAA
This is a messenger RNA of Colletotrichum aenigma, 1158 nucleotides long. RefSeq lists its product as uncharacterized. The record is from RefSeq and is a predicted model, not a curated record. Gene Ontology annotation, molecular function: catalytic activity. The transcript has a single exon. Lineage: Eukaryota; Fungi; Ascomycota; Sordariomycetes; Glomerellales; Glomerellaceae. Gene Ontology annotation, biological process: nucleoside metabolic process. The coding region runs from base 1 to 1158 and encodes 385 amino acids.